AUGUCUCCUGCAGCAGCAGCAGCAGCAGCAGCAGCAGCAGCAGCAGCAGGAGCAGGAUAUGGGUUUGCUGCGGAGGAGGAGCAGCAGCUGCAGCAGCAAAAGUUGCAUAGGAGGAGGAGGAGGAGCAGCAGCUGCAGCAGCAAAAGUUGCAGUGCGACAGAUAGCAGCAGCAGAUAUUUCCAGCUGCAGCAGCAGCAGCAGAAACAGGAGGAGCAAGAGCAGCAGCAGCAGCAACUGCAGCAGCAGCAGCAGCAGCAGCAGCAGCAGCAGCAGCAGCGAACCUUCUGUGUUGUCUACGUUGGCGGAGGAAGCAAGACAAGCGACAUGCUGAUAGGCAGCACAGAGCAGCAGGAGACAGAGAAAAAGGAGACAGAGAGAGAGGAGACAGAGAGAGAGGAGACAGAGAGAGAGAAGGAGACAGAGAGAGAGAAGGAGACAGAGAGAAAGAAGGAGACAGAGAGAGAGAAGAGAGACAAAAAGGAGACAGAAAAAAAAAAGGAGACAGAGGCAAAUACACCCCACACCCCACACCCGAGCUACACCAACGCAGAUGUUGCUGUUGCUGCUGUUGCUGCUGCUGCUGCUGCCGCUGCUGCUGCUGCGGUCGUGGCGGUGGUAGGGAAGGAGUGUAAGGCAGCUCAUAGACACUCAGCUCUAGCAGCAGCAGCAGCAGCAGCAGCAGCAGCAGUAGCAGCAGCAGCAGGACUAACAGCAGCAGCAGCGCUAGUAGCAGCAGCAGGAGCAGCAGGACUAGUAGCAGCAGCAGUGCUAGUAGCAGCAACAGCAACUGCAGCAGCAGCAGGACUAGGAGCAGCAAUAGCAGCAACACCGCCACCACUAGCAGCAGCAGCAGCAGCACCACUAGCAGCAGCAACACCGCCACCGCUAGCAGCAGCAGCAGCAUCAAUACCACUAGCAACAGCACCAGCAAUACCACCAUCACCAACACCAGCAGCAGCAACAGCAGCAGUAGCAGCAGCAGCAGCAGCAGCAGCAGCAGCAGCAGUAGCAGCAUCAGCAUCAGCAGCAGCAGCAGCAGCAGCAGCAGCAGCAGCAGCAGUGUGGGGUUGUUACAGUUUGUUGUCUAGCACAUCUGGCAAUCGAUAG
This is a messenger RNA of Eimeria mitis, 1107 nucleotides long. RefSeq lists its product as uncharacterized. The record is from RefSeq and is a predicted model, not a curated record. Lineage: Eukaryota; Apicomplexa; Conoidasida; Eucoccidiorida; Eimeriidae. The transcript is spliced from 5 exons. Bases 1 to 1107 code for a protein of 368 amino acids.